This is a messenger RNA of Plasmodium fragile, 1968 nucleotides long. RefSeq lists its product as uncharacterized. The record is from RefSeq and is a predicted model, not a curated record. NCBI's taxonomy places the organism in Eukaryota, Apicomplexa, Aconoidasida, Haemosporida, Plasmodiidae. The coding region runs from base 1 to 1968 and encodes 655 amino acids. The transcript has a single exon.
AUGAACGAAACGUUUUUCAGUCAAAAUGAAAACGAAUUGACCAGUGAAUACCACAUUCCCGAGAAAGAAGUUGGCCCACCAACCGCGAACGACGCACAGGCAUUGCAUAAUGUAGCAAGCAAGGGUGAAAAUGAGGAGAAUGAGAACCGUGGUGAGAACCACGGUGAGAACCGCGGUGAUGAGAACGAUGACGAAGAAAACUACGACAUUUUAAACAUGCUAAAUGAAAUCAAAAAGGACUUCCUAUCCGAAAACGAAAAGCUGCAGCAACAGAGCAGCCAAAAUGUGCACAUCGCAGAGGAGGUGGAUGGCGACAAAACGGAGGAAAACCAAAACAAACUACUCAAGGAAGAAUCACAAGUAGAAGAGAAACCUUUGGAAAAGCAGCUAAACUCUAGCAAUGCUCAAGUGAGCAGCCCAGGUGCUGCACCAAAUGAGCAGAGUCAGGAAAAUGUGAGCACUAAAAAGGGAACAGGAACAUCAUAUAAAAAAACAAAAAAUAUUCCAGGUGAUGCAAAAAGAAGUACCUCAUUUUUAAGCAAAGAAACCCCCAAAAAAAGGAAGAUAAAAAGUGGACCCAAUCCAGAGUACGCUGGGUUGGCAAUGUAUCCGUUCAAUCCCAUUCACCCCGCACAUGCAGCUAAUCUGGCCACAGUUAGCAAAACGAACGACCCCCUUAUAGAUGAUGAAAUUGCAUACCUAACAAAUUAUGAAUUUGUAACACAGAAUUACCUCAAGGGGAUUGCAAAAAAGAAUCCGACAGUAAAAAGCGAUAACAUUAACAUAGACAUUUUGUACUCAAGUAGGAGUGAAAAGUCGAUGGAUGAAAGUGAAAGAGAAGCAGAAGCCGAAGCAGAUAGCUCCAUAGACUCAAUUAAAGAGUUGUAUGAAAAUAUUUGCCAAUCUGAUGCACCCCUCGAUUUUUAUAAAAAUUCCUUAAGUGCUAAAAAGGAGGUCAAGGAUGUACAACCACAAUAUUUUCUCAACACACAAAAUAGCGUAACGGACGAAAUUCAAAUUUUGAAUAGAUACAUAAAAGACAUGACAGAAGGUCAACAGAAAAAUUCUUCCUCCAUUGAUGUAGAUAGCAAAUUGGUUAAUAUUCUUUCCCUCUCGUUUUUAACCUUUAUUGACCAUGUAAUUUAUGAUUCCCACAUUUAUGCUUUGAAGAGUGAAUUUACACAAGGGGGAGAAGCGGACCAGGCAAAAAAAAGCACCAGUCAUGGGGUUCCUACCACAAAUGGGAACUCUGAAAAAGAGUGCCUAAAUGAAGAAGCAUUACGAGAAAGGACUGAAAAAAUCAACAUCGUUGGGAGAAGCUCCCCCAAUAGUGCUAACAUCCAAAAUGAUCCUGGUAAAGAUAACACACAAAUGUGUCCCCAACAAGAGAAAUCGUUUAACGUGAAUAACUCACAAGAUGAUCAAAGCAAAGAUCCGCCUUCUACUGUUGACCUGUUAGAUAAUCCUGAUCAAGCUGCCAGAAAGGAGGCUACCCAAAAUGGUGGCGUAAAUGCCCCACAAUGUAGCGAUACAGUAGGCACCCAAAUUAUUUACACCCCGGACGUAAUCAACCUAUGCUUACACAAUUUGUAUAACCAGGAACUGGUAACCAAAAUUAUGAACCAGAAAAUGAAGGAAGGCGAUACCAGCGGCGCACGCGCACACAACUUGAAGGAGAGCGACCCUAAUACUAGCAAAUUCAUUCAUACCCAUAGUACCCCAGCUACGGCACAGCCGGGCAAAUCGGAAAAAACAAAUUUAAAAGAACAUGUGAACCAGAUGGACUCCAAAAGUGGAGUACACCUCAAAAGCAAGAACUCUCUGCAAACGAACAUAAACCACAAAUUAAAUAAGCGACAAAUUAUAAUCAACAAAAUAAAUGAAAAGAUUAAAAAAAAAAGUGCCCAUAGUUUGCACAGUUCUGUAAACACUAAGAAGUAUUCACUGGAUGAUUUGUUUGAGCUUUAA